GACGAAAUGGAGCUAUCAAUCGCCUUCCUUCUCAGUGCGCUCCUCGUUGUCGCUGCUUCAUCCCCGUCUCCCGGAAUCGUAGACGGAGUAGCCCGGGGAUUAGUAGACGGAGUUGCUAAUAGAGUUGUCAACGAUUUAGCAGAAACAGCCGAGCAUUUAUUAAAUGGCGCCCUAAUUGGUGGACAUCAUGGGGAACACUCGCACGGUAAUCUUCCUCUAAGAGAUAUAAUUGGCCACGUGAGAGAUCUCUUCGGUAUCGAAGAAAUCCACGGAACUAGCUACUGCUCGUGUCCCAAUGAAGAAAGCUACUCGCACCAUCGUCAACGCUACCGCGACAAUUACGAAUCGAACAAGUAUCGAACGCAGCCAGUCGUUUUUCCAAAUUAAUCUUCACCACUAGAUACUUAAAUAAAUUCCUUUUU
Phyllotreta striolata is the source of this 422-nucleotide messenger RNA. Lineage: Eukaryota; Metazoa; Arthropoda; Insecta; Coleoptera; Chrysomelidae. The record is from the annotation of a GenBank genome assembly.